AGAGAUCCCGCGGUAAAAGAACGCGCCUUAUGUUUAUUUCAUUUUUAUAAUAAAAUAUUCUUUAAGUGCAUGAGCGUUUCCGUCAAUGAUCCUACAUACAUUUUACCAUUAUAUAUUAUAACAAAAUGGACAGACAUUAACUUGCUAAGUGUGUAUACAUUCCAUUGGGACAUCCUGUAUAUGUUGCACAAAAAAUAUAUACACAACAAGUGGCACCCGACACGAAUGAGAUUCCUAAACCUAGAUGACAGUAUGUAUUCAAUACGCGAUCAAAAGAUACGACAAACCGGAAAGUAUUAUAACGUAUAUUAUAAGUAAUUGAAUAUAUAAAAAGACGUUAUAAAACAUUAAUAAAACGUUAAUAAAACGUUAAUAAAACGUUAAAAAAACGUUUCCAAGUACUAUAAUUGAAAAACGCAAGAAACAUGUUUUUCAUAUUGAAGUUGGUGAUAAUAAUUUUAUUAAAUAAAUCGUACGCGUAUAUCACACAAAAUAUCGAAACAAUAUUGCUGCCAACAUUGAAUUUGAAAAACACUGAGAAAAUACCGUUAACUCUUAAAGUCUUUGGAAAACAGAUUCAGUUAAACCUGCAUAAAAAUAACCAAAUAGUACCUACAUUUAAAUUAUGGGAACAUGACGCAACAGACAUCACAAAAGAAUUGUCGGAAUUAAAUGCAUCGGAUCCUUGCUAUUAUUUUCACAAAGAUAAUAUCAGCAUUUCGGCCCUAAACUUUCGUCAAGAAUCUGGAUGGGAAGGAUUCGUUCUCUUGAAGAAUGUCACGUUGGAAAUUAGACCAUUGCGGGAUGACUUGGCGUCUUCGUCUUUAACCGACGAUUUUUGCGUUAAAGAAGAAAUUAACAUUUCAUUUGGCAAAUCUCACCUAAUUAAAAGAUCUUUGCAAUUAUCUGCAGACACAAGUUUUCAUAAUUUGGACAAUUUUAAACUGAAGCAACGUCGUGUAAAAAAUACGAAAAAAAAAUUAACUAUAGAAUUGGCUGUUUUUCUCGACGAAGCUGCAUAUCGUACGUUCAUGUCUUUUCUGGACGGAAAUAAAGAAAUGUUGCGCAUGAUGAUAUUAGCGUAUGUAAAUAAUAUAGAAGCUGUGUUCCAUCAUCCUAGUUUGGGAGUUUCUGUCGAUAUUUCGUUGGUAUAUUUGAAAAUUAUGAAUAAACAACCGUCAAAUUUGCCAGUUUACGGCGGCGAUAAGAAACGAUUGCAUUCGUUCUGUAAUUACACGGAAACUCUUAAUCCUACGGACGACAAUGAUCCAGAUCACUGGGACGUUGGUCUUUAUCUAACCGGAAGAAAUCUUUAUUACACCGAGCAAGGCGUAGUCGAAAAUAGUACCCUAGGUAUAUCUAACAAAAAUAGUGCGUGCACAUUAUUUCAGUCGUGUGUGGUAACAGAAUUCGGUAUUGCGGAUACUGUAUCCUCGGGUUUUUCAUCGUCUCUCACUACUGCUCAUGAGAUCGGUCAUGUUUUAGGAAUGGAACACGAUUCCGAUUAUACAAAACCAUGUAAAACAUACAAAUAUAUAAUGUCAUCCUACCAAUUCCAUCAAGGACAAAUAGCAUGGUCCGAGUGUAGUCGUGAUAUAGCUAGCAGACUAUGGCACACAAAACCAUGUCUUCGAGAUCGUACGAAAAAUCUCGAAGACGUAUUUGACCAUUCGCGGUAUCAAAAUUUACCCGGAAGAGAAUGGACUGCCAAAGCACAAUGCGAAGUAUAUUUCCGAGACAAGGAUGCGAACGUAGUCUCGUUGCUUGAUAUAUGCAAAACCUUGGAAUGUGAAACGCCUCAUAAGAAAGGCUUUUACUUAACGGGACCGGCGUUGGACGGCACUUAUUGCGCACCCGGGAAGGAAUGUUGGGGCGGAGAAUGCGUGCCCGUUCUGAAACCGCCUCUCGAUUAUUGUGAAGAAGAUAAUUGGAGUGAAUGGAAAGAGAGCCCCUGUCAAAGUAGUUGUUUAGAGAAAUCUAAAGGCGUAAAAGUCAAACGACGUUCUUGCAAACAUGGACUUCACAGAACGGCGAGUUGCGAAGGACCAUAUUACGACGUGGCUCUGUGCGAUGACUCGAUGCUCUGUACUAAAAAUCGCACGAAAAUCUACAACUUCACUCUCCUGAAAUGCAUUGAAUUUGGCAAUAAUGAAGAUUUAAAAUUAUUUGGUGUCGAAUUAGAACACGUGGCGCCACGGCAAGUUAAGCCCUUUCAUAGUUACGAGGAACCGUGGAAGGCCUGUACCAUACACUGCGUACUUAAACAUUCAAAUUAUUACUACGCACCACGCUUGGAAUUGCUCAGCUUGGAUAUCGAUCCAUACGUUCCAGAUGGAACGUGGUGUCACAAUAAAGAUGGCCAGGAUUAUUACUGCCGCCAACAUUAUUGUCGGCCGGAAAACUACACUCAAAAAUAAUUGUCGAAAGAUUAUCGAUGUGAGUGAACGAGGAUGCAGAAAAGAGAAAAUUAUAAAACGCGCGUACAUCAGUCUAAAAUAGUUGGUCGAUUCGUUUGGUACCAAAUGUUCGAUCAAACAAUCUGUUGUUAUUAACAUAUGUUUAACGUAUCAUCCAAAUCUUACUUAAUAAAAACAAAUGGAUCAAGAAUUACGUUCAAUUAUCAGCAUCUACGACUAAUUCCGUCGAUUAUACAAACAUGAAAAAAUAACAAAAUAAUAAGUAAUAUUUAAUAUGUUUACAAAACGCAAAAAUAAGUAGCUAAAUAUAGUAGAGAUAUUUUUAUUUCGUAUGAGAUAUUAUGUCGAAAAAAUGGACGAGAACAAUGACGUCACUUACUAUGUUAUGUAUUUCAAUAGACUACCAAUGUUUCAUUAAUACUUAUAUAUAAACGAUUAAUAAACAA
This is a messenger RNA of Linepithema humile (Argentine ant), 2863 nucleotides long. The record is from RefSeq and is a predicted model, not a curated record. Lineage: Eukaryota; Metazoa; Arthropoda; Insecta; Hymenoptera; Formicidae.